Molecule: messenger RNA, 624 nt
Organism: Zea mays
Lineage: Eukaryota; Viridiplantae; Streptophyta; Magnoliopsida; Poales; Poaceae
Source: RefSeq, marked validated
AGCAUACCACCAUGGGCCUCUGCAUAUCCGUGUCUCUCUGGAAGGAGAAGCUCUACGGCGCCGACGGCAGCAGCCGGUCAGUGCAGUGUCGCGUCGUCCAUGAGGUUGCCGGCGUGGAGAGUGGUGACUGCGAGUGCGGGAACUUGGGAAGCGACGCCGACGCGCUGGGGGUAGAGCACAAGGCGGCGGCGGCGGCGGCUCCGGCGGCCAUGGGCGUGAAAAGCGGUGGAGUGGAGGGAGCUGCCGCUGCCGUGUCGGGUGGCACUCCUGUGCGGCCGAUAUGGCAGAGGAGGGUGCUGAUGGGCGUCAAGUGCCAGCUGCCGCGGUUCAGCGGGAUGGUACUCUACGACGAGAGCGGCCGGCCGGUGUGCACUGGCGUCCGGGACAGAGCUCGUGACCAGGAGAAACAUGCUGCAGCGAUUUCAGUGCUGAAGGACCUGCUUUAGUCUUCGUCAUCAGAAGCAGGCGGUGGCAAUUCUGUUGAUGGAAUGAAUGUUUGGCUAAUCUACAUGUACACGCCUUUGUUAAUGGGCUGCACGUUUUUGGUGAACUAUCAUUUGUAUCUCGUGCUCUGGGCGCCAGCUUUUUCUCUUCCAUACUAAAUUAUACUCCCUCCGUUUAAAA